UCAUGACAGGAAGAAAUGGCAAGCUCGGCUUGGGAAAAGCAAAGGACAAAGAAUGGUAUACUUGGGAAUAUUCACCACAGAAGAGGAAGCAGCAAGAGCCUAUGAUGUUGCAGCGAUAAGGUUGAAAGGCCCCAAAGCAGUCACCAACUUUGCACUCAGCAACUACGAUGUGGACAGAAUUUACCAGAGUGGGAAAAUUCUGAUUGGAGAGGGAGCAUCAAAGCGGAUAAAGAAGACUUCAGUGGAGGAGAUUUUACUUUGGAGAACAAGGAGCAAUCCUGGGAAAACCUCCGGUCCCGAUCUUUCCCAGGAAUGUAUUGGUAGAAGCUCUAAACCCUUAGAAGCACCUCCUCUUAAGGAGAAGAUCCGAACUCUAGCUGAUUAUUACCGACAGAAGGAUGACAGGGAUGAUGAUCUUUUUAAGAUUCCUUGGGAACGGGAAGACGAGGACUAUGAUGCCAAUCUGCCAGUUUGGAUUAGAAAUGAUAGCUUUUUAUUCCUUAAAGACAUCGAGGUUCCGCCCUCUCAGAUCGACCUCGACAGUCUUCUCUAUGGGCCAGCCAAUCCCCACGGAGACACUUUCUUUGUCGGAAGUCGGGAGUUUCCACCUUGGAGGUUGCAGGAUCCGAUGGAAUGUCUUCCAGGACCAUCGCAAACCCUAGCAAGGCCAGGGUUCGCGAGCUCAUGCCAGGAUCCAAGUGAAGGCUAUAAAGGUAUUAGUUCCAGGAGUGACAUGAUCAACCUGAUGAGUGCUCCAACAACGAGAACAAAUGGAAUCUAUGUGGGUGAGCAUCUGCUCGAACUCUUUCCAGAUGCAAGUACUCCCGAGGUGGACUGGGACAAUAUACUGCCUGGGGAAGCCUCAAACAAAGACUUCUCAGGGGUCAAUGGAGAGUCUAAGAAGCAGAGCAACGGGAUUGAGACCAAUUUGGACAGCUGUGAGGUCAAAACUAGUGAGGAGAAAGCUAGUCCUAAGUUUGUUCAAAGCCCUAGCUCCUCCACGGUGAACUACUCUAAAAACCCUAACUCUGAAGAAAAGCCGAGCGAAUCUGCCAUCACCGCGCAUGGAAAUCCAAACAAGGACAUGAACUUGACUAUGGUGGUUCCUGGUGGUGGUCAAGGCAAUGGUCGGACCCAUUCGUCGAACAAGAUUGGCAGCUUAUUCCCAGGAAUUGCAGACAAAGUGCUACAUUUUGGAGUUACUGCAGGAUGGUUAAACAGGUUCUUGAAGAACGAUGGAAAUGGCGAUAAUGGAUCAGAUGAGAACGUCUAGUACUUCUCUCAUCUGCAAGAGUCAAGGCAUGAAAGCAGGUCCUAAUUCUAUAUAUCAAAUAAAAAUCGGGUCUUAUAUAUACCCUCUCAGUUUUCCCCUUUCUUCCCGGGUAAAAAGAAGUGCAGUCGGUUUUGAAGUAUAACAGUUCAAUCUCAGUAAUCAGUACCAAGGUUGUCAGAAUCGCGAUUCUACCUAGAAUCGGUCGAGGGUCGUAGAAUCAUGAAUCGCGAUUCGAAUCGUGAAUCGUAAGA
Molecule: messenger RNA, 1524 nt
Organism: Punica granatum (pomegranate)
Lineage: Eukaryota; Viridiplantae; Streptophyta; Magnoliopsida; Myrtales; Lythraceae
Source: RefSeq, a predicted model, not a curated record